Messenger RNA from Corticium candelabrum, 1147 nucleotides. RefSeq lists its product as uncharacterized. The record is from RefSeq and is a predicted model, not a curated record. The transcript has a single exon. Lineage: Eukaryota; Metazoa; Porifera; Homoscleromorpha; Homosclerophorida; Plakinidae. Bases 631 to 1056 code for a protein of 141 amino acids.
UAAGGAGAGCAAAGGAGUGUUUGUUUUGGCCAGGCAUGACAGCAGCAAUAAGGGACUAUGUAGAGCGAUGUGAGACAUGCAGACUGUUUGAUCAUAAACAGCAUAAAGAAACUCUCAUGUCCCAUGAAAUUCCAUCGCGACCUUGUUCAAAAGUCGGCAGUGAUUUGUUUGAAGUGAAGGAUCAUCAUUAUUUAGUCUUAGUGGACUAUUACAGUUCCUUCACUGAAGUUGAAAGACUUACAACAACAAACACAACAGCAGUCAUCAGGGCCAUGAAAAAGCAAUUUGCCCGAUAUGGAGUACCAGACACUUUGAUCACAGAUCGUGGACCACAAUACACCUCAAAUGAAUUUCAGGAUUUUGCCAAAGCAUGGGAAUUUCAACACAACAUGUCUAGUCCUGGACAUCAUCAAAGUAACGGGAAAGCGGAAAUGCUGUUAAAAUAGUGAAAACUAUUAUGAGAAAAGCAGAGAAGUGUGGCAGAGACCCCUGGGCAGCAUUACUUGAAUAUCAUAAUACCCCCACAGAAGGGAUGGAAUUGAGCCCAGCUCAAAGAGUGAUGAGCAGACGAACAAAGGGAUUUUCUUGCCAGCAACAGAUAAUCUUCUCAAGAGACACAUCCAGGAUGACAUGGCCAAUAUACAAAGGAACAGAAUGAAACAGGCACAAAUCUAUGACAAGACGGCCAAGGACUUGAGAGAGCUGCAACCAGAAGAUAUGGUGAUGAUUGAACCUUUUGGUUAUGGCAAACAGUGGCAAAAGGCAACAGUGACAAAACAAAUAGGACCAAGAUCAUAUGAAGUAGAGACAACAAAAGGUACCAAAUUGAUCAGAAACAGAAAACAUCUGAGACAAAUGAAACAGAACACAGUCAAAAAUCAGCAGAAGCUGAGCCAAGUGACUGGUAAAGGCAUGACAGGAGUAGACUUGCCAAUGACAAGAACACCAAGUCAAGAAAGAAAACAACAGCAGCAAGCCAGUUCAAAGCAGACUCAAAGAAGUAGUGGUAGAAUAACUAAAAUGCCAGCAUAUUUAGCAGAUUAUAAGCUGUGCUAGCGUAGAGUAAGAGAACUUUUUUUUGUAAAGAAGGAAGUGUGUAAGGGUAUAUAGUAUAGAUAUGUACCGGUGUGGGAAUGUAUACGCAAUA